This is a messenger RNA of Diospyros lotus (date-plum), 2075 nucleotides long. RefSeq lists its product as uncharacterized. The record is from RefSeq and is a predicted model, not a curated record. The coding region runs from base 423 to 1739 and encodes 438 amino acids. The transcript has 6 exons. NCBI's taxonomy places the organism in Eukaryota, Viridiplantae, Streptophyta, Magnoliopsida, Ericales, Ebenaceae. Gene Ontology annotation, molecular function: lipid binding.
AUCCCAAACGCACCACAAGAAUAGAGUUAUAGAAAUGGCAAAGAUGCUAAAAUUGACUUGAACACAACUAGAAGUUGUUUGUUCGGUUGCUGAAAUUGUUUGUCAACUAAAACGAUAUUCACAUUGGCGGUGGCAGUUAAUUGGGGGAAAUUGCCAAGCACGAUCCAUUUCCAUUCACACGCACUCCUCAAUUGGCCAUAUUCCCAAGCCAAAAAUCCCUUGGAAUGAAACCAAAUCACUGCCACUCAAGUAAUCAACAAACCCAUCUCUUCACCACUCGUUUCCCAAUCACCUAUCCCAAACGCCAACUACAUUCUUUGUCUUCCUCUCCCCUCUUUUUUCUUGUUGAAUUUGUCUAGGUUUUUAUCAAAACCAAAACCCCCCCUUUUUUCUUUUUCUUCUUGUCAAUCUUAAGGCUGGUUAUGGCCUUGGUUGGGUCUUUCUUGGAGAUUCUGGGAAGACCCACAAUUGGGGGAGUUUUUCUUGACAUGCUACUGUUUCUUUUUCCUGUUUGGAUUGCUUUUUUUGUUGGGGUUUUGGCGGGAUGGAUUUGGAAGCCCAGAUGGGCGACCUUGGAUUCCACUGGAAAAUUUAAUCUUUCAGCACUGUCUUCACCAUUGUCUGGCAUUUCUUCCCCUGUAGAGGGUUUUGGCUCAGCCCAAAACUUCAAUUCCUCUGAAAUUGGGAACCCAAGUUUUAGGUCUUCUGGUGUGGAAGAUGGCUCGGAUAAGCAACAGGUUUCUGCCCCAUUCACUGAUGCAGCAAAUUGCAGCUUUCGUUACUUCCCCAGUUCAUCACAGCUUGCAGAAAAAGAGCCUGUUGCUGUCACAGAGAAGGAUUUAGAACAUUUAAGCCAUCUUGUUGAGAGGAAAGACGGAGGUCCUGCUUGGAAACAUAUGAUGGAUCGUUCCGCCCCUGGUAUGAGUUACCAAGCGUGGCAGAGAGAUCCGCAGACUGGUCCUCCUCAAUACUGCAGCAGAACUAUAUAUGAAAAUGCCACUCCUGAAUUAUUAAGGGAUUUCUUCUGGGAUGAUGAAUUCCGAUUGAAGUGGGAUGAUAUGCUUAUACAUUCUGCCACCAUAGAAGAAUGCCUUACCACUGGAACCAUGGUUGUGCAUUGGAUAAGGAAGUUCCCCUUUUUUUGUAGUGACAGAGAAUAUACAAUAGGCCGUCGAAUUUGGGAAUCGGGAAGAUCAUAUUACUGCGUGACAAAGGGAGUGCCCUGCCCUUCUGUUCCAAGACGGGACAAACCGAGACGUGUUGACCUCUAUUAUUCUAGUUGGUGUAUUCAAGCAGCGGCAUCACAGAAAAGAAGCGGCCAGCUGACGGCGUGUGAGGUGAUACUGUUCCAUCAUGAAGAUAUGGGCAUCCCAUGGGAAGUUGCAAAAUUUGGAGUUCGGCAGGGAAUGUGGGGAGCUGUCAAGAAAAUUGAGCGUGGUUUACGGGCCUACCAGAAGGCAAGAGCAGCAUCCAGGUCUCCACUCUCCCGAUCUGCAUUUAUGGCUCAGAUCAACACCAAAAUCAAUCCAGAAUAUUUGGAAUCCCUGGAGGGUGCUGAAAAUUCACCCGAGGCCCAAGAGCUGAGUUCACCCGAGAAGCCAGGGGGUCUGAACAUACCCAAGCUCUUGGUUUUCGGUGGGGCUGUCGUUGUUGCUUGUAGCCUUGACAGAGGCCUCCUGACUAAGGUACUUAUUUUUGGCGUCGCCCGGAGGUUAGGAAACAUAGGAAGGAGAUUAUAGUUCUGCAAAAGGGGGAGCUAACAGUACAACUACUGAUUUAUCUCAUAUUCACCAUUGAGCUGUUCUGUGUUUAUUUUUUUAUCUCCCUGAUAAUUGAGCUUUCCUCGCUUCCCAGUACUCUCAUGAAAUGAGGGUUCCAGAUUUCUUUCUUCUUUGUCCAAGCCAAACCCAUUUGUACCACAGAGACCAUAUUGUCUUGUAUUUACUGGAAAUCAGAGUUUUUGUUUCAGGAAGAUACACUAGAGGUUGGCUACUUUUUAUUAUGUAUUGGAUUGAUCUACAACGCAUGCUUGUUCCCAUUUGUUUAUCAGAGAAAAUCUUGUUUCAUUCCCAUUA